Tripterygium wilfordii is the source of this 2513-nucleotide messenger RNA. RefSeq names its product pectinesterase-like. NCBI's taxonomy places the organism in Eukaryota, Viridiplantae, Streptophyta, Magnoliopsida, Celastrales, Celastraceae. The transcript has 4 exons. Bases 798 to 2369 code for a protein of 523 amino acids. Gene Ontology annotation, molecular function: pectinesterase activity; pectinesterase inhibitor activity. The record is from RefSeq and is a predicted model, not a curated record. Gene Ontology annotation, biological process: cell wall modification.
CAAUGUCGGUGAGUAUCUUAUCAGUAAAAGAGUGGUGAGCAGCCUGCUUCCAAGUAUUUUCAUGUUAUCAUCAUAGAUCAAUGAUUCAAUGCAAUGUAAUGAGAAAUACAUCUUCUGCUCUGGCACAUUCCUUUUAUGCCAACCGGGAUUCAUGUCAUGAUGCUGUGAAAUUCAUGAUGACAUACCUUAUUCCUUAUUCAAUCAUAUUUGGCUUCUAAAACAAGGUUUUCAUACUUCCCUUAUAUUUGUUUAUAUUAGACUAAGAAAUUUCAAUGAUCUGAAGAAUUGUCUCUGUGCUAUAAUGUAAGUUGUCUUCUCUUUGUAUGCAUCUUAGUUUCUUAAUGAAUUGUUUGCUGAUUGCUUCCCCCUACCUGUACUUAGCCUUGUAGAUCUGCUUUAGGCCUUUAGCACUGACUUAUAUACACAAUAUUUUUCUGAAUUAAUCCGAAAGACCAAAUUGUUUAUUUUCAAUUUUCUGACUGUGCUGAGAAUUAAAUCAUACUCAUCUUUGUUUGGUCAUUGGUGUUGCAUCCAUGGUAUAAUACUAUCCGUGCUGUUUACAUAAGAUCAUCGUUUUAAGUUUGUGGAACUUGUAUGUGGACAGGACCUCAAUGCUUGUAAUGUGGAAAAGAAUACACCACUUCACUGGGCCUGCCUCAACGGUCAGAUUGAGGUAGUUAAGAAAUUGAUACUAGCAGGAGCAAAUGUAAGCGCUUUAAACAGGUGUCGUUCUUGGCACCAUCGUCUAUGUCAAUAGAUAUCAUGGAGUCAACAGGGAGCAGGACUUGUCACCACAUAUGAAGGCCGUAACGCAAAUGUGUUCACCAACUGAUUACAAGGAAGCGUGUAUGAAGAGCUUGAGAUCCGCAAACAAUACCGACCCUAAAGAGCUCUUCAAGGCCGCAAUCAUGGCCACGACUGAGGCAGUCAAGAAAUCACUCAACAUUUCUGACUCAAUUGUGGUUGAUGCCACAAAGGAGCCAAGAAUCAAGAUGGCCGUGGAUGAUUGCAAGGACUUGAUGGAUUUUGCGGUUCAGGAGCUUCAAGCAUCAUUUAGUUCUGUUGGUGAUAGCCAAAUGCACACAAUGCAGGACCGCGUAGCCGAUCUCAAGAAUUGGUUUAGUGCUGUCAUUUCUUACCAACAAUCUUGCUUGGAUGGGUUUGAUGACCCUACCAAGACAGAGCCUAACCAGUCUCACCCAGUUAAGGAUCAAUUGAGUAAUGGCAUGAUUGAUGCAAGCCAAUUGACAAGCAAUGUCUUGGCCAUUGUUGACAGUUUAGGCUCGGUUCUUGAGAAAUUCAAUCUCAAGCUCAACCUCCCCAGAACUAACCGUAGGCUUCUUGAGGCUGAUGGUUACCCAAGCUGGUUCUCUGGCGCUGACCGUAAGUUAUUGGCUAAGGUUGACAAUGGAGGUAUCAGGCCUAAUGCAGUUGUGGCUAAGGAUGGUAGUGGCCAAUUCAAGACCAUUAGUGCAGCUCUUGCUGCCUACCCCAAGAACUUAAGGGGUCGUUAUGUGAUCUACGUCAAGGCCGGAAUUUAUGACGAGUACAUUACUAUUGAUAAGAAGACAGUGAACGUGUUCAUGUAUGGUGAUGGACCUAGGAAGACCAUUGUCACUGGAUCCAAGUCUUAUAGCAAAGGCUUCGGUACCAUGCAGACUGCCUCUUUCUCUGCUGUUGGAGAGGGAUUUAUGGCAAAGUCCAUGGGGUUCCAGAACACUGCAGGUCCACAGGGGCACCAAGCUGUGGCUCUCCGCGUCCAAUCCGAUAGGUCGGUGUUCUUCAACUGCAGAAUCGAUGGACACCAAGAUACACUGUACUACCAUGCGCACAGACAAUUCUACCGCAAUUGCGUCAUCUCUGGCACCAUCGAUUUCAUCUUCGAUUACGGCGCUGCUGUGAUCCAAAACUCUUUGAUCAUCUUGAGAAGACCAAUGGACAACCAAUUCAACACAGUGACUGCAGACGGUAGGGCCGACAGACACUUGGCUACCGGGCUUGUGAUCCACAAUUGCAGAAUCGUCCCAGAACAGAAACUCGUCGCUGACAGGUUCAAGAUCCCAUCGUACUUGGGCAGGCCGUGGAAGGAGUACUCCAGGACCGUUAUCAUGGAGUCAACUAUAGGUGAUGCGAUCAAGCCAGAGGGGUGGUUUCCAUGGGCAGGAAACUUUGCUCUUGAUACUCUUUACUAUGCUGAGUAUGCAAACCGUGGGCCCGGUGCCAGGUUGGACAGGAGAGUGAGAUGGAAGGGAUUCCGUGGAGCCAUUCCUAGGAGAGAAGCUCUUCAGUUCACCGUUGAUGCUUUUAUUCAAGGAAAUCAAUGGAUUAGAGGGACUGGAGUUCCUAUGUUGGCUGGGUUGAAACAUUGAGGAUAGGGAUUGAUUGAUUAAUUAAUUAAUGGUGCAUUAAUUCUUUUUUCCUGGAGUAGUAGUAGCUUCAGGGGGGUCUCUCAACUCAUCCUCUCUGCCUUGAUUCUUUUUAUUUGGUGAUGAGGUCCAUUUGAUUUGCUCAAA